This is a messenger RNA of Anolis sagrei ordinatus, 6217 nucleotides long. It is a transcript of the gene JPH3, whose product is annotated as junctophilin 3. The record is from RefSeq and is a predicted model, not a curated record. Gene Ontology annotation, biological process: regulation of synaptic plasticity. Gene Ontology annotation, cellular component: endoplasmic reticulum membrane; junctional membrane complex; plasma membrane. Lineage: Eukaryota; Metazoa; Chordata; Lepidosauria; Squamata; Anolidae.
UUGCGCAGCUCCUGUACCUUUAAAUCCAAGGAGCUUGCGCUGAGACACAGAGAGAGAGAGAGAAAGGGAGGGAGGCAGAGAGGAGAGCUUGAGAGAGCGAGAAGAGCUAGGAUCUGUUCCUCUUAAUAAGCAAGAUUGACAUCCUUUUGGGAAGAAGAAGGCGGCAGCGAAGGGGAAGCGAGCUGGGGGAUGCCAAGGGGCUGCCACCCGCCUCCCAGCCUGGAGCUACAACAAGCCAUCACCCAUCCUCUUUUUGCAUUCUUCCUUCUGCAUCUUUUUCCCUUUGGCGGAGAGGAGCCAACAGGAGAUCCAACCCAUCCACCCUCUUUUUGCAUCCUUGCUCCUGCAUCUUCUCCAUCCGCAGAAGGGGCCAAGCCCUUCUCCAAGGAGCCCCCCAAAAUGUGCAGGGGGCCUAACAAAGGAGGAGUGAGUGGGGAGUGAGUGAGUGGGAAAGACCAGUGGGGCGAAAGCCUUCAAGGGUUGGGGGUGAGGGUGGGUUGGGGUCCAAGAAAGGAUGCGCCCAUCUCCGCCUUGCAUGUACGCAGGCAUGUAUGCAUGCCGAGGUGUGUAGGUGUGCGGCUGUGUGCCGUGCGUGUGCGAUAGAGGAGAUGGCGAUGAGAGGGAGCGAAUGUGCGUGAGAUUGAGGCAGUCACAGGCACUGCAUUGCUGCUGUUACAGGAAUCUCCCCAGAAAACACACACACUCUCUCACUCUCUCUCUUGCACACACAGACACACACACACACAUACGCCAAAACCGUCAAGAUGCUGCUCGGGAUUGGACGAGUUGAUCCAUUUCACCAUCAAAACAGCAGCAGGUGGAGGUCACCAAAGGGGAUUUGAGACCUUCCUUUGCCUUGGGUCUAUGGGCAAUCUUGGCUCCUAAGGAUCCUUCUUUUUCCUUCUUCUUCUUUGGCCUCUUCUUCUUCUCGGCCUCCUCCUAUGCUUUCAAAGGAGACCCCUUUGCACCCACAAAGGCCUGGUUUGCUGCUUUCCAUCCUAUCAUCCCUCCUGCUUGGGUUGGAUACAGCAGGAAGGCAAAAGGCCGGACACACAGAAUGUGCAAAGAGCAAGAAUUGACUCCGGCAUCUCUUCGAUUUUGGUGCAUUAUUUAAGGUGGUGUGCUCUUUUCUUGGAUUUUUUGGGGGGAUAUUUUUUGUUUUUGUUUUUGCUGGUGGAUCUCCUCCUCCUCCUCCUUCCCCUACCGCCGCCUUUUUCUUUUCACCUUUUUGAGCAUUUGCAAACCGAGUUACAUGCAUGUCCAGUGGGGGAAGGUUUAAUUUUGAUGAUGGAGGGUCCUAUUGUGGCGGCUGGGAGGACGGCAAGGCGCACGGCCACGGAAUAUGCACCGGCCCCAAGGGCCAAGGCGAGUAUGCAGGCUCCUGGAGCCACGGAUUUGAAGUGCUGGGGGUCUACACCUGGCCGAGCGGGAACACCUACCAGGGCACCUGGGCCCAGGGCAAGCGCCAUGGCAUCGGCCUGGAGAGCAAAGGCAAGUGGGUGUACAAAGGCGAGUGGACGCAUGGAUUUAAGGGACGCUACGGGGUACGCGAGUGCACCGGCAAUGGGGCCAAGUACGAAGGCACCUGGAGCAACGGCCUGCAGGAUGGCUAUGGGACCGAGACCUAUUCCGACGGAGGGACGUACCAGGGCCAGUGGGCCGGCGGGAUGCGCCAGGGCUACGGCGUGCGGCAGAGCGUUCCGUAUGGCAUGGCCGCAGUCAUCCGCUCGCCGCUGAGGACCUCCAUCAACUCCCUGCGCAGCGAGCACACCAACGGCUCAGCACUACACCCGGACUCUUCCCCCGCGGUGGCCGGGAGCCCCGCCGUCUCCCGGGGCGGUUUCGUCCUGAUGGCCCACAGUGAUGCUGAGAUCCUCAAGAACAAGAAGAAGGGCCUAUUCCGCCGGUCCUUGCUGAGCGGGCUCAAGCUACGCAAGUCUGAGUCCAAGAGCUCGCUGGCCAGCCAGCGGAGCAAGCAGAGCUCCUUCCGCAGUGAGGCCGGCAUGAGCACGGUCAGUUCCACGGCCAGCGACAUCAACUCCACCGUCAGUCUUGGCGAAGGGGAGGCCGAGCUCUCCGUCGUCGAGGACGACAUCGACGCCACCACCACCGAGGUCUAUGUGGGCGAGUGGAAGAAUGACAAGCGGUCGGGCUUCGGGGUCAGCCAGCGCUCGGACGGGCUCAAGUACGAAGGGGAGUGGGCCAACAACAAGCGCCACGGCUAUGGCUGCAUGACCUUCCCCGACGGCACCAAAGAGGAAGGGAAGUACAAGCAGAACAUCCUGGUGAGCGGCAAGAGAAAGAACCUUAUCCCCUUGCGGGCCAGCAAGAUCCGCGAGAAGGUGGACCGCGCCAUGGAGGCUGCCGAGCGGGCCGCCACCAUCGCCAAGCAGAAAGCCGAGAUAGCGGCAUCCAGGACUUCCCAUUCGCGGGCCAAAGCGGACGCCGCCGUCACCGCUGCGCAGAAAGCCCAGGAGGAAGCUCGGAUCGCCCGGAUCACUGCCAAAGAGUUUUCGCCUUCCUUCCAGCACCGGGAAAACGGGCUGGAGUGCCAGAGGCCAAAGCGCCAGGCCUCCAACGACGACAUCGAGGUGCUCUCAACGGGGACCCCGCUGCAGCAGGAGAGCCCCGAGCUAUACCGCAAAGGGACCACCCCGUCAGACCUGACCCCGGACGACAGCCCCCUGCAGAGCUUCCCGGCUAGCCCCUCGUCCACCCCGCCCUUGGGCCCCUCCUGCCGCAACAAGAGUGCCCACUUUGCCCGCCAGCUCUGCCUGGACGAGGAGCGGGGUGGCGGGGAGAUCCAGAUGCUGCUGGAAGGCCGUGGAAGGGACUACUUGCGCCCCAACAGCUGGGCCGAAGACAAGGAGGUGGCCGGGGCCCACGGUGUGCGGGGAGGGGUCCUGCGCAGCACCCAGCCUGAAGACCCCCGAUCUCGCAAGCACCUGCCGGCCUCCAACCACAAGCCCCGGGAGCGGUGGGCUGACCCUCCCUCCGCGGUGACGUGGACUCAUCACCGGCCUCACCAUCAUGGUUCGGGUGGCGCCAAGCUGCUGGAUCUGGAUGAGGAGAAGACGAGCAACUACGAGAUGGAGAUGAAGCCUCUCCUGAGGAUGGAUUCCUAUAUGCAAGAGAUGCACGCCCAAAAAAGACACUAUGGCAAAGCCGGGGCUGGACGCAGCCUUGCCGGGGCCGAGGAGCAACAACAGCAUCACCCCGGGGACGAGCGUGGCUUCGGGGUCCAAAGACUGAGGUCCAAGGCCCAAAACAAGGAGAACUUCCGACCCGUUGCUUCUUCUUCUUCGGCCGAGCCGACGGUGCAGAAACUAGACAGCCUGAGGUUCGGGGAGAAAGGGGAGCCCCGGCUCUUGCGGUGGGACUUGACCUGCUCCCCGCCACAGAAAUCCUUACCUGUUGCACUAGAAUCAGAGGAGGAAAAUGGGGACGAGCUCAAAUCCGGCGCGGGUUCGGCUCCCAUCCUUGUAGUCAUGGUGAUCUUGUUAAACAUUGGAGUUGCCAUUUUGUUUAUUAACUUUUUCAUCUAACUCGAGACUGUCUUGUUUGGAAAAAAAAACCCUAAAUAAUAAUAAUUGAAAAUCAUAAUAAAAAAAACCAACAGCAGAUUAAUAAUGGGGGGGAAAACAGCGUACGGACGGACGGGGGAUGAACGAGGCGAAGGGCGAAACUCCACAAGCGAUGAAGGUGGUUCUUCUUUUUGUCCCUUUUUCUUUUUGUCCCUUUCCAUCCUUUGCGCUGUCCUGCGACAACGUCCGAGUCUUUUCACCGACGACAAGAACAAAAAGAGGGAAGACAAAAGAAGAAGAAAAAGGUUGAAUAUCACUCACAGUUUGCCUUUUUAAUUUUCUGUUUUCCCCCCGGUUCCUCGGUAAUGUUUUUUGGAUCCUUAGCCAAAAUUCUUUGCUUGUAUAACACUUUGAUCGCUGUGUGGCAUGGCAGAAUGGUAACGUCCCCGUCUCCUCCUCCCUCCCAAAAACAAGGCAGAAAUGGGAUACGUUUCCCUGGCAAACCUUGGUGGAUGACGGGAUCUGUUGUUUAGGCAGGAUUCUGGAAAAGAAGGGGGAGAACAUUCACAAUUAUGUGCAGUUGCCUCCGGAAAACCCAUUUGGUGUAUCCAGCAACUGACUCGAAUAUUGAGUCCCAAAUUCGAGUCGUUGCAUUAAUUGCGAAGAUUCCCAAACUAUGGUCUUUGAAGUGUUUUGCACUCCAAAUCCCAUAAUCCCUGAUUCUUAACCAAAGCAGCUGAGGAUUCUGAGAGUUGGGACUCUAAACCUUCCAAGGACUAGAGUUUGGGAAUCACUAACUGAAAUAGAUUUCGAUUGGUAACCCUUUCCUUUCCAACUCCAUACAAAGGAAAAUGAAAAAUAUUGACUUUGGCUGCCAUGAAAUGCAUCCAAUUUGGGAGCAUUUUUGCCCCCCAAAUAAAUAUAUAUAUUUAGCACUUGUUCCCAUUCAGAGACCCCCAAAUCCCCAAAUAUAUCCUCUUAUGUUUUGCACCCAAAAUAUGUAUCUACAACAGGAGAAAAAUUGCACAUAACCGCCCCAGUCCUGUUGGUGCCUUAUGCAUGUCUUGAGUUUCCCUAUAGAAGAUAUUGAAUAUUUUUGCCUAUAUUCAGGGUUAUGGAAGGAGGGUUUGCGCACGUGAGGACACAUGUCCAUAGGUUGCAUUGCCCACACAUAUGCGUACAGUUCUGCAUUUAGUUGUGCAAUGUUGUAAUUUAUUUAAUGCAGGUGAGUAUCUCAUGCUUAAAGUCCCUCUCCAAAAUAAAAUUAUAGGUCUGGGUGGCAAUCCUAUGCCCAUAGUUCCGCCCAACAUCCUCCUUUAUGAUACAUAUAAUCAUAGACUUGAAAGAGACCCCCAAAGGCCAUCUAGUCCAACUCAUUAUGUCAAGGAGGAAGACACAAUCCGAUCCCUCCUGACAGAUGGUCAUCCAAUCUCGGUUUAGAAAUCUUCAGAGGAGACUCAACCGUAAAGCAAAAUGUCUCUUGCUAAUGUUCAAGUACAGUCUCUUUUCCUGCCAUUUGAAGCCAUGGCUCCAUUGCAUCCUAGUCUCUGGAACAGCAGAAAACGAGCCUCAGUGUGACACCUUUUCAGCUACGAAAGGCAUUCCUUAAAGAUUUCCCCUUACCCACUUGGCCCAGUUCUGAGUCCUUCUCUCCAUGGGUGCCACCUUGGGACACACACUUCUCCCAUCUUUUUAAGCAGCUGUAAACACCUCGCUUGUAGAAGUCGACAGGUUGCUCCAAAGCCAUGUUGUGACUUCGGAAAUCAGAGUCUCAUCAUCUGAAAAAUGCUUGCCCUUAAAAAAUAAAUUCCUUGUUGGAAAGAGGUGGAAAUCCGAUGGUGCGAGGUCGGGUGAAUCAAGGGAAUGCAGUCGAAUUCCAAAGCCACAAGAGCAUGCUUUUUCCAUUUGGGCAACAGGUGAGUUGUGAAUGGGUACAUUGUCUUGCAGAAGGCGGUCACCUUUGGUGAACAUGCCACAUUGUCUCUUGGUUUGGAUAGCCUCUCACAAUUUCCUCAGCAGUGAAGCCUAGUAUGCUCCAGUGGCCAUGGUCCCCUUUGCUAGGAAAUCCAUUAAUGCUACUCUGCUGGUUCCAAAAUCCUGUGAGCAAGAGUUGGGCAUAGGUCUUUGGAGGCAGUGAGUCAGGAUGCUUCCAUGGCAUAGACUGGACUUGAGUCUCGGGAUCAGAGUGAUGGACCCAGCUUUCAUCCUGUGUAGUCAAUCUGUUGAAAAAGUCCUCCUGGUUUCCAUGGCACAUCAUUGUCAAGAGAGCCUGAGAGCCUUCAACUAGUUCCUGCUUCUGGAAAGGUGUGAGCAACCAGUGGGCCCAGAGAGCGGAGACCUUAUGCAUGUGAAGAUGUUCUUGGGUGGUUUUUUCCACAGACCCACACUCAUCUUGACAUUUUGGACUAGGUGGUGAAUGGUUACAUAGCCAUUUUCCAAAAUGGCCACCUCCACUUGCUGGAUGGUGUGUUCAUCAAUAUCAGAGUGGGUCUUCCCUGGAAUUGGAGCUGUUUGCACCGAAGUCCAACCACAUUGGAAUUGACGAUGCCAGUUCUUGACUCAAUCCUAUGAUGGGGAAUCAUCACCAGAAAACUCUUUCAUCUCAUCAAACAUCUCCUUUGAUGUGUGGCCUUUCAAGGAAAAGGACCUGAGGACUGCUCUGUCUUCCACUGGGUCCAUUCUCAAACCUCACU